Vespa mandarinia (Asian giant hornet) is the source of this 3042-nucleotide messenger RNA. Its product is annotated as cuticlin-3. The record is from RefSeq and is a predicted model, not a curated record. NCBI's taxonomy places the organism in Eukaryota, Metazoa, Arthropoda, Insecta, Hymenoptera, Vespidae.
CGUUAAAGUACCGUUUGUCAACUUUCAAUGUCGACAGCCGUCCGUGACUGUUUUAUAAGAGGGGUAGUGAUGAUGGUGGUGGUGAUAGUAAUGAUGAUGGUAGUAAUGAUGACAGUGGGGAAGAAAGGAUAGACGGGCCAAGAUAUUAACUAUGUAUGCUGUUGUAUGGAUCUUGAUCAUAACUACGCCAAGUUACAAGGCAACGAGUUUGGAGAAUCCAAGUAUCGAUGGUAAUAACGAAGAAGCGUCAUUGGAGGAAACUACUGAGGAUUAUUGGGCAGGAAGCGGAUCUGGACCGGAGGACGAGCAUUCAUUGCAAAAUGAAACAAGAGAAGCUUUGACACACGAAGCAAGUGAUCACGAUGCGGUUGUAUAUGUCGGCGAAGGAGGAGCAUACGUUCCGGUACCAUCUUUAAAAAAUCGUCCAUUAAGCCCGAACCUUCAAGCUUUACAAACUCUUCAAGGUCUUCAAGGAUUAACAGGUGGGGGUGGAACAGGAGUUGUAGCCGACGAAGAAUGGCGAAGACAUCCAGAAACCUGGGAUAGGGAACAUCGAAGGUAUAGACCGAACACAACCAGAGUACAACAUAUCGAAGCGGAGUGCCAAGACGAUUACAUGAAAAUCAGGAUUGGUUUUAAUGGAUCCUUCACUGGAUUACUUUACUCGGCAGGAUAUUCUUACGAUCCGGACUGCAUGUACGUUAAUGGGACUGGCCGUGAUUACUAUGAAUUCUAUAUCCAAUUGAAUCGAUGCGGUACCUUGGGCGAGAACACUCAUCACCAGGACAGCAGAAAAAAUCCUACGAAAAAUCUCAUGUGGAAUACCGUCACCGUUCAAUAUAAUCCAUUGAUCGAGGAGGAAUUUGACGAACAUUUUAAAGUCACCUGCGAGUACGGCUACGAUUUUUGGAAGACCGUGACAUUUCCAUUUUUGGACGUAGAGGUCGCCACGGGAAAUCCCGUAGUCUUCACCCUCCAGCCACCGGAGUGCUACAUGGAAAUCAGAUACGGUUACGGGACCACUGGAACUAGAGUGGCUGGACCAGUUCGCGUUGGCGAUCCUCUGACUCUCAUUAUCUACAUGCGCAGCAAAUACGAUGGUUUUGACAUAGUUGUGAACGAUUGUUACGCUCACAAUGGUGGAAACAAGAGGAUUCAACUUAUCGAUCAGUAUGGAUGUCCCGUCGACGAUAAACUAAUUAGCAGAUUUCGAGGAUCCUGGUCGGAGAGUGGAUUAUUCGAGACUCAAGUAUUCGCAUAUAUGAAGACAUUUAGGUUUACAGGCUCGCCUGCAUUGUAUAUCGAGUGCGACGUUCGUAUGUGCCACGGUCGAUGUCCGAGUCAACCAUGCCAUUGGAGGAAUGCAAAAAAUGUUGCGAAAAGAUCUGUAUCAGACAUGAUUGGUGGACCAACGACACCAGCUACGAGUUUGUCGGAAAAUGUAAAUCUUUUUCAAUCCCUACGAGUACUUCAAGAAGGAGAAGUGGACACGGAAUUAUUCCAAAACUCUACUACAGCUUCUCGCAAUGGUUCAAACGAUCCCUCGAACGACAGAGUUUGUUUAAGAUCGAGCGUGAUGAGCACGAUCGUAGGAUUAGGCUGCGGUAUAAUUUGUUUAUUGUCGGGCACAUUAUUAGCAAUGUGUUCGCGAAUGCGACGACAAGCGCGAGAGAAAUUGCUCUCGGAUAGCAUAAGUUAUAUGACGCACAAGGGUAGAAUUAAUUAAGUGGUCCUGGGUGAAAAUAUAUUUGGGGAUUAAUUUCGUUCUUCCUUCCCGCGGUUCUUGCAAUGUUUUUUUUUUACCGACGGAGAUCGGUCAAGAAGGGUUGGGUAGGGGGGAAAGAAGCAAAAAAGUGAAUGAAAAAAGAAAGAAAGAGAACGAAACGAGAAUUCGUCGGUAAAACAGAAAUCUGCAUUACCGUUACUCGAUGUCGCGAGACAUCGACGUUAUCGGGAGGGACGAACGAUAAAAGAGAAUCGAAUGGAUUUUUAUCUAAAUGCCAACGAGUAUGCAACAAGUUAACACGCUACUUCGACGAAAGACUUUAGUAUUUUAGUGUGCCUAAUGAUACAACAAGUAACGCCUUAACAACUAUAAUUUACUAUUUAGUUUAAUUCAUUAUAUAAUGAUUCAUUAAUACUCAAGACGAGGAGCGUAAUAUUUAAGAACGACGACCUCGGUACUAUUAUUUUAUUUUUGCCUUAACUCGAUUUUUUCCGUUUUCAUUGAAGAAAACGUUUCCGCCGAUAAAGUAGAGUUCUACCGGUAAUGUAGUAAUCAUUGCGAGUUGUGAAAUCAUUGUUACUCGUAAUUUUGAACGAGUACUUUUUGAUUUCGUUACUUCGCAAAAAUACUUUUUCUAUGCUCUUUGAUAUCUUCUUUUUUUUUCGUUUGUUUGUUUUUUUUUCUUUUUUUUUUAUAUAUAUCUGCGCUCUUUGCAACGACGUAGACCGAUCUUUCUCUCUUUUAUUCUUUUUCAUUAUGAUCAUAAGAAUUUUAACGGGAAUCCGAUCGCUUUAUCGUGCGUCGGUAAUAGAGAUAAUAAAGUUUUCAAGAACUUUGCCAGAAUCCUCGGAGGUUAGUUUAUAAAAAUGAAAAUCUCUUUGUUACAUUAAGAGGGAAAUGAAAAUGAGCGAAUUAUACUAUGAAGGUAUUUUAUUAAUCAUUUACGGUGACAUCAUAAUUAUAUGCUCAAACGCUAUUAAUCGGCAUAUUCAGGAACAUUAUUAUUCUUUUAGAAUAGAAUCCGAGGAUAACUUACCGUCAGUCGGUAAUUAUUUCAAGAACGUAAGUCUUCACGAGAGCCAUCCCUUUAAUUAAGGGCCACACAACGUUUCUGAAUGUUCGCGAAUAAUAUUAAUUUACAAAUUAAGCUUUCAUUCAUUAUUAUAUGAUAUGAUAAUUAAUUGAUUAAUUAAUUACACGUAGGAUUAUAUAAUGGCUAAAGUAAAUAUGUUAAAGCUCGAACCCUGAUCUCUCAUAAAAUAUGACAAGAGAGAAAUAAAAAAACGUGAAAGACACAAACAAAAAUUAUAUAAAAG